This is a messenger RNA of Cryptococcus amylolentus CBS 6039, 1557 nucleotides long. RefSeq lists its product as hypothetical. Gene Ontology annotation, biological process: coenzyme A biosynthetic process. The transcript is spliced from 2 exons. Gene Ontology annotation, molecular function: phosphopantothenate--cysteine ligase activity. The coding region runs from base 687 to 1508 and encodes 273 amino acids. NCBI's taxonomy places the organism in Eukaryota, Fungi, Basidiomycota, Tremellomycetes, Tremellales, Cryptococcaceae. The record is from RefSeq and is a predicted model, not a curated record. Gene Ontology annotation, cellular component: cytoplasm; nucleus.
CGAGGGAUGGGAUGGAGGAUGCACAAGAGUCAAGAACGGUGGGAAGUCUCGCGAAGCCAUCUCUGGAUGACGCGCUGCUCCCGCGGACCUCGAUUCGGCAGCAGCGAGCGACGGGGACGGGUAUGUCCUCCAGCAUGCAUACCCCGCCCCCUGCAGCAAACCAGACACCAUGGGCUGUGGGCAUGCAUGGCGGGUGGAAGAGGAGAUGCGCGCACCGGAGCCCCGAUGCUGCCCAAUGGGGAAAUACCAAAAGGUCACUCGUAGAGUCGUAUCACCACCGACGCGUCCGUCUGUCCAUCUCAACAGUGCCAGCGACAACCCGCCCCGCCAUGCCUGCCACAUUCUCCACAGAGUCAUACUUUGAGACCCAGCAGCAGCCGGAUGGCACACAGGAGAAGACGGCUGCCGUCCUACAGUUCGUCCAGAAGUGGCUGGCUGUUCAGGACAAGAAGGUCGUCCUGGUCACCGUGAGUGACGGCCCCCUCUUGCAACGCCAACUGACCCCGCAUAGAGUGGCGGCACCACAGUUCCCCUGGAGGCCAAUACGUGUGUAAUCGCUGCCGACAUGAUGAUCUGCAAGCUGACUUGAAGCCUCGAGUGUUCGUUUCCUCGACAACUUUUCAGCCGGUACCAGAGGGGCGACCUCGGCAGAGUACUUUUUGUCCCAGGGAUAUGCCGUGAUAUUCAUGCACAGACAACACUCCCUCCGGCCCUUCUCCCGGCACUACUCUCACUCCCGUCGCUCUUUCCUCGAUUUCCUCUCCCUCGUCCCAUCUUCAACCAAGCCCGACGAACAGUCCAUCGCCGUCUCACCAUCCGUCGCCCAAGAACUCUUCCCUAUCCUUCAGGCCUACCACAAGGUCCAGGACGAAGGAACGCUGCUCAGUAUCGACUUUCAAACGAUCAACGAGUAUCUGUGGCUCUUGCGAGGUGUGACAGAUAUCAUGGCGACCUUGGGACGCAGAGGGCUAUUCUACCUGGCCGCCGCAGUGUCAGACUUCUUUUUGCCAGACGAAAAGAUUGCCGAGCACAAGAUUCAGAGCGGCAAGGGCACGUUGUCGUUGGAGAUGGACCAGGUGCCAAAGGUGUUGAAGCCCUUGGUGCAGGAGUGGAUGCCUGAGGGUUACAUUGUCAGCUUCAAGCUUGAAACGGAGGCAGAGCUCCUAAUACCCAAGGCUCGCGCUGCCCUGUCUCGCUAUGGUCACCAGCUCGUCAUCGGUAACGAGCUUCACCGUCGCAAGUACGAAGUCGUAUUUGUCGAACCUCUGUCUUCCACCAUCCGAGGAGACGACUCCAUCUCAGGAGCGUCCACACCCCCGCUGGAAAGAUCAAGAGAUGACCAAUUCAAAGAGACGUGGCUCAAGCUGGACGAUAUACAAGUGGGUGCGGCGGAAGCUGGUGUGUCUGUCGGAGGAAGUGGCAAGGAUGGCGAGGUCGAGAUUGAAGAGUUGAUUGUUAAAGAGCUGGUGCAAAGACAUCAAGAAUGGAUUUCAGCAAAGCCACAAUGAGACAGUCCAAGUGGAAUUUCUAUGUUUGUAUCAUGCAUUUUACAGCACU